UGGUCGUCUUCUCCGUCUUUCACUUGCUCUAUAAAAAUCCCUUCCCUUGUUUCCCUCUCCCUACACCGCAUACCCACUUCUCUCUCUCUCUCUCUCUCUCUCUCUCUCUGAGAAAUGUCAGUUUGUUCUGUUUCGCUCUGAUUCCACUCUGCUUCCGCGGUUGACGAUCUGGGUUUUUCGAAUUUUCUCGCUCUGUUUCCUUCUUCGGGGUUCCUUCUGAUUAUCCCUGUUUGAGGCCCAUGGAGAAGCUCAAUUUCGUGAAGAAUGGCGUUCUGAGACUGCCUCCUGGGUUUCGAUUUCAUCCCACAGAUGAAGAGCUCGUUGUUCAAUACCUCAAGAGGAAAGUGCACUCGUCCCCUUUGCCGGCUUCCAUCAUCCCCGAAGUCGAUGUCUGCAAAGCCGAUCCAUGGGAUUUACCUGGAGGGUUGGAGAAGGAGAGGUACUUCUUCAGCACGAGAGAAGCCAAGUACCCGAACGGGAGCAGGUCGAAUCGGGCAACCGGGUCGGGUUACUGGAAAGCGACCGGAAUCGACAAACGGGUCGUGACGUCGAGAGGAAACCAAGUUGUGGGCAUGAAGAAAACCCUAGUUUUCUACAGAGGAAAGCCUCCUCACGGAUCUCGAACCGAUUGGAUCAUGCACGAGUAUCGCCUGGCUUCUCCUCCUCCGAGUUCAAUGGGUCCGACGAAGAACUGGGUCCUGUGCCGUAUAUUCCUGAAGAAGAGAGGCCACAACAAGAGCGAAGACGACGUCGAUUCAUGCAAAAAAAACCACAAUUACUGCGAUAAUGACACAAAUAAUGAUGAUGGGGAUCACCGAAAUGAUCCUAGGAAGAAAUCGAGUCCUGUAUUGAUCGAUUUCAUGAGAAAAGAAUGGACGACGGAUUUGAAUUCGGACCCGAAAUCCCCGUCGGGUUCUGGUUCGAGCGGGGUGACGACGGAGGUUUUUUCCGAUGAAUCGGAAGAUGUCGACGGGAGUAGUAGUAGUUGCAGUAGCUUCAAUCAUUUCAGAAGAAAAACAUGAAACUAAUAAUGUUUUUAAUAAUUUAUAAUACGGACCCCUUCGUUUUUCUUAACUUCAGGAAAAAAACAAAUCUGCCCUGUUUUUGGUUAUGUUUUGUAUUUUCGUGUAACAGUGGAAGAAUAUCAGAAUAAUUAACAUCUUUUGAUUGA
Messenger RNA from Tarenaya hassleriana, 1171 nucleotides. Its product is annotated as NAC domain-containing protein 83-like. Gene Ontology annotation, biological process: regulation of DNA-templated transcription. NCBI's taxonomy places the organism in Eukaryota, Viridiplantae, Streptophyta, Magnoliopsida, Brassicales, Cleomaceae. The transcript is spliced from 3 exons. The coding region runs from base 240 to 1022 and encodes 260 amino acids. Gene Ontology annotation, molecular function: DNA binding. The record is from RefSeq and is a predicted model, not a curated record.